Molecule: messenger RNA, 1488 nt
Organism: Asterias rubens (European starfish)
Lineage: Eukaryota; Metazoa; Echinodermata; Asteroidea; Forcipulatida; Asteriidae
Product: neuropeptides B/W receptor type 2-like
Exons: 1
Coding region: 1-1086 (361 amino acids)
Biological process (GO): neuropeptide signaling pathway
Cellular component (GO): membrane
Molecular function (GO): G protein-coupled peptide receptor activity
Source: RefSeq, a predicted model, not a curated record
AUGGAGAUUGAACGGGAUUCAGUGUGGUGGUUUCGCCUGAUCUUAGAAGCUUUGGUCUUCGUAGUUGGUACCCCUGGAAACGCUCUUAUUAUCCGGGUAUACGCUGCUAAGAAGAACAAGGCCACCCCGCAUAUCUUUAUCGUAGGCCUGGCCUCAGCAGACAUUGCUGUCUGUAUCUCGAGAAUCAUCCCAUUCAUGUUACUCUUCUCACCAUUUCCCAACAACGAAUUCAUUUGUAGGGUACCCGUUACCUUGGACACUUGGCAGAAAUACAGUUCGAUAUUACUGACGGUCGUCAUUGCGAUCGACCGCUAUUUCGGCAUUUGUCGACCGCAUAGUCGUAAGUUUAACAAUCGACGCGCGCGGUAUGCAGUCAGCAUGUGCUUUCUGCUUGCUACGGUCAUUUGCUCACCUUUCUUUUUCAUGUAUGCUUUCGAUCCUAGAACGGGUAUCUGUUUCUUCUAUGUACCGAUGUGGUUCAUUGUCACUCAAUUUUUGCAGAUGGUUGUGGUUUUCAUUGUCUCUUUGAUAAUUAUCGUUAUAUCUUAUUUGAAAGUGCACAAAACAAUAAGAGGCAUGGCUAAGGUACGCCCUGGCAGAAAUGUCGGUAAAUUUAACUCCGGAAACCCAAGAGCCUAUGACGAUUCAUCUUGGAAUAACAGUACGAUCGGACCUCAACUUCCUGAAGCGGUUCAUCCUUCGGUAGUCAACCCGUCAAAUGGACAAUCUCUGGCCAUACCUGGACCUUCAACCUCGCCGACUGAUGACGAGAACACUAUUCCAACUAUCUCUAAAACAACCUCGUCCAAAACACAAAGAGAUCAAUCCCCCAAAUUUCAGAAGAAAGUUACCUUGAUGUUGCUUCUAUCUACAGUGAUCUUCGUGGUGACAAUAGCUCCUGCGAUACUAGUCAUGGUGUUUUACCCUCUCAUUGUCCCCCAGCUCGGCCGAAGUGCAACCCUACGCACCAUCGUUAAUGUUGCUUCGUACAUUAACAUUGUUAACCACGCAGCUAACCCAUUCUUGUAUUCCUUUCUCGACCCCCGAUUUAGAAAAGAGUGUAUUAAGAUAUUUCGAUGUAUUUAAAAGUCCUCAUCAUCAGAAUGCUGACAGGGCAUGAUACCACCACGCUUCCAUUAAGCAGUCAUGUGGGCUUAUUGUAUACACACGGCUAUCAUAAUUAUUAGAAUUUAACUUUAUUUUAGGGAAAGAUAUGGAGAACGAAUCGUUUAUGUAUUGCUUAAUAUGGUAACAAUAAGUGUUAUAGCAUUAUUCAAUUCAUCGCACCAGAACAGAAAGGCUAUGGCUGAUGUCGAAAGGUCAAAGUUCGCGCACGUGUCGACCAUAAUAUUAUUGAGGCAUGUCCCCAUACCAAAUAUUGUGUUCCAACUUGUACAACUUCCAGUUCUCCAAAUGUUUUUUAUUUUGUAUUAACCACGGUAUGAACGAUUAAAAACUACAUUACAUUGCACCCCAUUUUCUAAGAGA